CCAUGCUGUGAGCCAAUCAGAAGCGUCCAGGUCAUAGGUGCUUCAAGAUGGCCGCCGCUCGGAACGGGAAGAGUGGACUCCUGGAGAAGUGGAGGAUUGAUGAGAAACCAGUGAAGAUCGAUAAAUGGGACGGAGCCGCAGUGAAGAACUCUCUGGAUGACGCUGCAAAGAAGGUGUUCCUGGAGAAGUUCGGCUAUGUGGAGAACUUCAACCUGGUGGACGGUCGGCUGCUGAUCUGCACCGUGUCCUGCCUGUUCGCCAUGUUGGCCCUGGUCUGGGACUACCUGCACCCCUUCCCCGAAUCCAGACCGGUUCUGGCCUGCUGUGUCAUCUCGUACUUCAUCAUGAUGGGUGUCCUGACUCUGUACACGUCCUACAAAGAGAAGAACAUCUUCCUGGUGGCUCUGCAGAAGGAUCCAGCUGGGAUGGACCCGGACCACGUCUGGCAGCUGUCGUCGUCCCUCAAACGGUUUGAUGACCAGUACAUGCUCAGAGUCUCCUUCACCGAUGGGAAGUCCAGGUCAUCGAGGGAAAUCGAGGUCACCAAAUCUGUGUCGGAGUUUUUCGACGAGAACGGGACGCUGGUCAUGGACCAGUUUGAGAAGUGUGUUUCCAAACUCCAUGACACGUUAUCGACCGACAAGAAAAGCAAAUAACACAAACGGGGACAAACACCCCGACGCCAUUUCAAUUCCGAUCAGGCAUUGUAAAGACCAGUGAAGACCAGAGAACGGCUCCGGUUUAGACCACACCCACUUAAUAAAACCAACCCACUCAGUCAUCUCUGAUGGACCUGAAACAGAAACCUAGUCACCUGUAAACCUUCAGAUCCAGAUUCACACAGUGGAAGAGAAUUCACUAAAUGAACCUUAGACCCUGAUCAGUCCUUAUCCAGGAUCCACCGAAAAUAAAUAAAACCUCCACAGCAAAUCUGGCAACAAAAAAAAAAAGAUGCAUAAAUAGUACAACUUCACAACAUUCACCUUUUUACACUUAGUGUAAAAGAAAAGUAGGAGGAGACAUGACAUUAAGAAGAAAAUGUCGAAAAUUAAGAUUAAAACUGUAAAUCUGAGAAGGAAGCAAAUGUAAAAGGAGAAAAUGUGAAUAUUCUGAGAUUAAGUCGCAAGUUUAUGACAAAACUCACAAAUCCAAGAAUCUUGUAUGUUUCCAACUUUAAUCUUGGUUUUUUUCAUGUUUUAUUUAGUUUUCUGUUUAAUAUAAAAGUUUUAAUCGUAUGAUGAUUAAACAAUGUCGUCUGUGAAUCUCCUCCUUUUCAGUUUUGUCGUGAAUCUAGUGACGUAAACCACGACACAAACGGCGGCAGAUUGUAGACGGUUAAUUUUUUUGUGCCAAAGUAUUCUGGGAACUGUAGUCUUAGACCUGACAUAUUGACAGAUUAAAACCACCGAGGAACUGAGAACUAAACACCGUUGCACAAAAACAACUCUUCGAAGUAGAGUUUCUUUUCUCUGAGGUUCGUUGAGUUCCAUUUGUGUUGUGAGUUUGUCGGCUCUGGUCCAGUUUGGUUCUGGUUCUGGUCCCGUUUGAUUCUGGUUUGGGUUUCAUCCGUUUUGUGAAUCAGAUUCAUUAGUGUUUCUUCUUUUUCAAUGUGUCAGAUUUAAUGUUUUGAUGAAAACUAAAUUUACCGAUGAGUUAAUUGGAUUAUUUUUUUAAGUAUUCAAGUGUUGAAAUCUUUCUGCUUCAUUUAUUCAGGUUCCUCUGUUUUUUGUUUCUAUUUUUGGUUGUUUUUCUUUCUGUCUUUGAUGUUUAUGUUUUUAGAUUUCUUGAAUUUGUAUGAAAUGUAAUUUUUUUUCUAGCUUGUUCUUUUGCCCUUUUUCUCAGUUUCCUUCAGGAUCCAAGAUUGAAUGGUUCGUCUUUAAUAAAACUCUUUAAAGGUUAAAGUUUUAGGGUGAAAACAACUCAUCGCUGUUACAUUAAACUGGAGCCUCAACAUCAUUAAUUACCAGAGACACAAACCUGUGUCAUGACGCUGAAACUGUUUUUUUUUUUUUUUUGUCUGAUGGAGUUGUGUUGUUUUGGAUUUAAAGCUGAUGAUUUAUGUUUGAUGGGUUCAUCUACAAUGUUGAUCAAUAACGAACCAACGGAUGCUGAUCAGAGGAAUCAAUGCCUUAACAACUGAACGUGGACUGAAUGUCGACCAGACUUUAUGUUGAAUGUUUUUUAUGCUUUUGUUUUUGUGUCAUUGGAAAAAAAUCCAAAUAAACCUUGAACCUGGAA
Molecule: messenger RNA, 2238 nt
Organism: Sphaeramia orbicularis (orbiculate cardinalfish)
Lineage: Eukaryota; Metazoa; Chordata; Actinopteri; Kurtiformes; Apogonidae
Gene: spcs2
Product: signal peptidase complex subunit 2
Exons: 5
Coding region: 48-656 (202 amino acids)
Biological process (GO): protein targeting to ER
Cellular component (GO): signal peptidase complex; membrane
Source: RefSeq, a predicted model, not a curated record